Messenger RNA from Mycetomoellerius zeteki, 577 nucleotides. RefSeq lists its product as uncharacterized. The transcript is spliced from 3 exons. The record is from RefSeq and is a predicted model, not a curated record. Lineage: Eukaryota; Metazoa; Arthropoda; Insecta; Hymenoptera; Formicidae. Gene Ontology annotation, cellular component: nucleus. Bases 41 to 577 code for a protein of 178 amino acids.
UUCCUUUAUCAUAGGAUCUACUUACGCUACAAAACCAUACAUGCCUUAUUACGGACAUCUCAUUAUGAAUGCAACGUACAGAGCACCUAAUGAUAUUAGGAACGAGAGUCGCAUUAUUUUCGCAAACAGAGGUAACGGGCAGACAAAGAUAGAAAAGUUAACUGAUUCUGAUCAUAUGAUAUUCACCAACAAGGGCACUUUCUUUGUCAGCGAGGGUAGGGCGGGCAAUGUUAUCAGAGUGCGUGCCAAAGGUCGCAAAAUUAGUGACACAGAUAUCAUAACUUCAAUGCAAAAGGUCCUUUAUGAAAAAUACAAAAGAAAUAAAUAUGAAACUGUUGCUUUAGGUGGUGUUCUAAGAAUGAGAAACGGACGUGUGGCAUGCAACGUUAUGUGGGAUGAAUAUGAGGAACCGAUGCCACCAUUUUACGAUUUUGUUAAACAACUGCAAUGUCCCGAGAUAGAUCUAGAGUCAGAUAUGGUAGCCGUUGGCACAAUACUUAACGAUAAGCCAGAACUAUUGCCUCAGGAACAGCGUUAUGGUCUUGUAAGUUAUUUGUCCCGGUUAUGCGGAUACUAA